AUCUCCCCUUAUUUGGGUCACAACCAAAUUUAUUAGGAGUCGGAAUCAUAUUCCACGUCUGCCUGAGUGACUGCACCACGCAACUUUCUAUUUUGUGGUAAAUAAAACAAGCGCUCGCAGCUGAGAAUUUGACUCAGAAGCAUCCAGAGAAGGAGACGAAAUGGCACGUCUGUGCGGUUGGCUCUUUCUCGUGAUGACGGCUGUAGUUCAUCUCUCAUUUGCGACCUUCACACAUCAGCGAGAGAAACGUCAAUCCAGACCAACUGUCGAUUGCAGCAGACAAAAGUUCAAGACGCAUGACUCGAAUUGCUGCCCAAAUUCUGGAAAAAAUAUUUUCUUGGACACACAUUUAACUGCUUGCAAUCCACGGAGAGAUAGAAAUCUAGUUAAAUGGGCAAACAACUACAUGCUCAAUAGUUUGCAGAGCUUCAGGAAAAACAACAUCGUCGAUAUUUCUGAUCCAAGAACUACAAACAAGAUUUGUGGUGCAGCUGACUUUCUUAACUGUGUGUAUGAAUCCAAUGGACUUCUACUUUCGAAUGGAAGUAUUAAUUUGGCGGCAACGAUAGAUCAUUUUUCUUCCUUGCAAAAUGACGAUUUCUGGAAAGCGACGCUUUUUUCUGGAGGAACAAAUUUUGAACCUCUGGUUGAAAAAUUUUUACCAAUGGAAGUGAAAUACAUCACUUGUCCUGGCAUUAAAUCUGGUGACCAUCCCAGAAAUGUGUCUGCAGUCGCUUUUCUGUGGACGCAAAUCAUCAACGGUGCAUUUAUUACACAAUGCCCUGAAUCCAGUACAGCAAAUAGAUGCAAAGUGGUGACUGACAAUUUCAUCGUUUGCAUUAAACAUGUGGAAAGAUACCUGCUGGGCCGAGAAGACUCAAAAGAGUUAAAAACUGUAUUUGAUGCUUUCACCUCCAAGACUGAAAAAUGAAAACUUUUACUCUUCUGCUGUUUAAUUGUGUGAUAAAAACAUAAUAAUUAAUUGUGUCCUUUUCCAAGACAACAAUGUGUUAAAAUUGCCCAAAGAAAUUAAAUAAAAAAACCUUUA
Molecule: messenger RNA, 1048 nt
Organism: Cloeon dipterum
Lineage: Eukaryota; Metazoa; Arthropoda; Insecta; Ephemeroptera; Baetidae
Exons: 9
Coding region: 161-931 (256 amino acids)
Source: RefSeq, a predicted model, not a curated record